GUGACAAUGAUAUUUGCUCGAUACAUUUUUAUUUGACUCACUCUUAUAUCCAGGCCCUUGCAAUCAAGUUAUACUCCGUCGUCCCAGUGUCGAUGGCCGACGAGAGGACAGUCUCAACAAUUACGUGGCUUAACAGUCCCACUCGGAGCAGACAAGACAUCUCAACAUUAAAAGAACAUAUACAGAUUCGUCAGUGGCACCGCUGGAAAGCUGAUCCAGUAGCACCGACGGUCGCUCCUUCUGUCAAAUGGCGAGAUAUGUAUGCAACCAUCCAUGGUAAACCUGAGACACCGCCUGUCGUCCCGCCGCCUGCUCGACCACCUACCAUGACCACGGACAUCAUUUCGAGCUUGACCGACGAACAUCAAGGCAGAUGUUCAGACUCGGAUGAUGAAGAUGGGGAUUGGCUUGAUAAUGGUGAUAUUGCGGACCAUGUGGGUUUAGCUGGCGUGAAAAGCACUGAGUUCGACGUGGGUAAAGAUAUUAACAUAUCAUCCACGUACCUCCUCGAUAUUUUGUCGGACCACGCUCUACAGCCCACGGCUGCUUGCGAAGGUCUGUCGACACCAAAGGUGAUGGCUGCCACAACUUCAUCCUCGACACCGAUGGAUGACGACGAGUGGGAGGAAUGGUGAUUGGCGGCUUUGUUGUAGAUUACGGUCAAUUAGACCAAAUUCACCUGCAAAUUAGCGCAAAUCAGCGUCAAAGAGCUAUGGGUCAAUUUGAGUGAAUUUGCUGUCAUUUACACCGGUCAAUUAGGUCUUCGCAGAGGGUCGUGCUAAUUAGCCGGUCAACCAGAGCGGGAUCCCUAAUUCCCCGAGCCCUACACAGAACCCUCUUCCACUAAAGUGGAGUCGGGGAACAAGAUCCGUGACGUACAUGUGACAGACUGACAGCACUGACAGGACACAGAGGUGGAUUUUCU
This is a messenger RNA of Suillus subalutaceus, 925 nucleotides long. RefSeq lists its product as uncharacterized. The transcript has 2 exons. The coding region runs from base 93 to 635 and encodes 180 amino acids. The record is from RefSeq and is a predicted model, not a curated record. Lineage: Eukaryota; Fungi; Basidiomycota; Agaricomycetes; Boletales; Suillaceae.